Messenger RNA from Prorocentrum cordatum, 765 nucleotides. The record is from the annotation of a GenBank genome assembly. NCBI's taxonomy places the organism in Eukaryota, Dinophyceae, Prorocentrales, Prorocentraceae.
CUUUGGAGACCCCAGGGGAGCACACUCGAGGAGGCAUCUCAGGACCCCAGCGGACCCCUGGGGUCGCGCGUUCAGGAGCAGCCGAAGAUGUUCUGAUCACAUCGCGGCCAGCACUAGCAGCUUCUGGCGCGUUUCUGGAUUCAAUUUGCGCGCCCCCUGCUCUUCCUCUUCCUCCGCCUCCCCCAUCUCCUCGCCCCUCCUCCGCAGCCGUUUUGGCUCAAGCUUCCGCCGCGACACUUGCGCAUCGGAAUUUUUCCCUCGCGUCCCCCGCAGGCUUGCUCUUAGCAAUGGCGGCUCCUCGCUCCGCCAUCCUGACCGCGGCGGUCGUGCUCGCCUGCACCAGCCUGAUGGCCGCUUUCGUGCCCUCGCCGGUCGCGUCGCGCCCGACAGCGCAGUCGCUGCCGACGGCGGCGCUCAGCGCGGUGGCGCUCGCGGCGCCGACCGCCGCCCACGCGGAGGGCUCGAGCGUGUGGAUCCCGGCCCUGUCCGCCGUCGGCGCCGGCUUCGCCAUUGGGCUGGCCGCCAUCGGGUCCGGAGUGGGCCAGGGCAUCGCCUCCGGCCGCUGCAUCGACGGCAUCAGCCGCCAGCCGGAGGUUGCCGACGACCUGCGCGGCGUGCUCCUCCUGUCCCUCGCUUUCAUGGAGUCGCUGACGAUCUACGGGCUCGUCAUUGCACUGGUGCUGCUCUUUGCCAACCCGCUCAUCAAGUAGGUCGGGAGGGCAUCACGUGCGAGGAGGAAGGCCGCUGUGAGGGCAGGGCCAUUUG